AGCUGAGAGCCCACUUUUUCCGAGGCAAAACAUUGUUUUCAAUAAUUCACCCAGGCAGAUUUAUCCAUUUUAUUGGGUGGAUCAAGGCCUCAUCAGCAUGUCGACCAAGUCCUCGGUUGAUUUGCGAGCAGAACUCGCGGAGUUGGUCAAGAGGAAGGCGGAAAUCGCUGACACACUGGCGAAUUUGGAACGCCAGAUUUAUGCUUUCGAAGGGAGUUAUCUGGAGGAUACUCAGUUGUAUGGAAAUAUCAUCCGAGGAUGGGACAGAUAUUUAGCGAGUAAUAAGAAUACGAAUAGUAAAGCUGAUAAGAGAAAUAGAAAAUUCAAGGAGGCUGAGAGAUUAUUUUCGAAAUCUUCCAUUACAUCUAUGGCUGCUGUCAGCGGUCUCGUGGAAAACCCCCAGGAAAAAAUUGAACGAUACAGUGAGUCGGAGUCACAGAUGGGAAACAGCGGAAGUGAGGAUAAUUGCAACUAUACAAAUUCAAAUGUAGUGACAUCAGGAAAUAGCAAAGACUCGAGUGGAAAAAAUCACACGUCAAUACAAUCCGGUUAUUCUCAAAAUAAUGGAAGUAUUAGUGAAUCAACACCAUUGACAAAUGGCCCAAUGUCCAAUGGUGGCAUUGAGCAUGUAUCAACGCCAGCUAAAGAUGGUCAUGGAAACAGUAAAGAGUCUAACAAAAAUAGAUCAUCCAAUAGUGCUAAAAAGAGUAGCAACAAGAGGGCUCGAAAUAGGUAGAAGAAAAUCAAUUGAAAUUUUUUCGUGGCAAUUUUUCCAUUUGGUUAUUGCAUUUUUUUUCAAGGAUUUUCGUACGAAGAGAAGACACUUUUCAAUAUAUCUUGUGAAUAAGUGAAGAGCAGAGUUUACGAAUUAUUAUAUCAGCGGCAUAAAUUUCGGGGACAAUUGAAAUAUAAUGAGCAUGAAAUUCAAUUUUUCUCUUCAAUUUGUCUGUUCGAUGAUAAUCAAAAUCAUGGAAAAAUUCAACUGUAAGAUCAUUUUCUCAUUUUUACGACGACGAAAGUAUUAUUUCAGUGGAUAAACGUGUAUUUACUAGGAUUUUUAUCGUAAAAUUUGGGUGAACAAAGUGGUAAUGUAAGGACUUUUAUAGGUUUCUUACUAUUUCGAUGUGCAUGAACAUUUGAAUUCGAGAAAUAGUGACUGAGAUAAAUUCAUUCAGGAUAAUUAUACAACUGUAACUGUUUUUCCAUUGAUUCGAAGAGUUGAUCUGUCCAUUUUUAUUUUCACAGCCAAGUGGAAGAAGAGCUUUCACUUGACCGUGAAAUUCACUCGAUUAAAAUUUACAAUGUCGUUAUCACUAGGUAAUUAACGUAACUAAUAACUUGUAAAUAACUGUCAAAUGUUCAUUACUCAAUCGUGAAUUUAAUA
This is a messenger RNA of Diachasma alloeum, 1384 nucleotides long. RefSeq names its product chromatin modification-related protein MEAF6 (gene Eaf6). Gene Ontology annotation, cellular component: NuA4 histone acetyltransferase complex. The coding region runs from base 98 to 736 and encodes 212 amino acids. The transcript has 4 exons. Lineage: Eukaryota; Metazoa; Arthropoda; Insecta; Hymenoptera; Braconidae. The record is from RefSeq and is a predicted model, not a curated record.